AUGCGUGUGACUUCCGUCCUUACCGGCCUCCUAGCCAGCGCCUCGGCCGCCUCCAUUCCCCGCCAAGCGCAGCCCUCGGCGUGGAGCAUCACCAACUUCUUCGCAUCCGGCGCCCCCCACAGCAUCACCACCACAUACAGGUUCGACAUCACCGACGGCAGCACCUCCGCCUACUGUGUGGCUCUAGUCUCGACCACGCCUGACAUCGGCUACGCCCCUCUCGGGGAAUGCGACAAUCCGACGUAUUCGUUCUCCUUCGGCCUGGGCCCCUACAACGAGACGGAGCCCGGGUAUAACCUGCAGAUCUGGCAGGCGGACCCCCAAGACGCUUCUUGCGGAGCGGAGGGGACGCGGUGUGUGUACACGGGGAUCAAGUUCUUUCCGGCAAGCGACGUGGAGACGGUUGUUGACCCGAAUAACCCGAAUGGCAACUAUGAUCGGUUGAAUACGGCGCCGGACUUCACAAUUGAGCGUACUGGGGUGCACAUUUAA
Messenger RNA from Diaporthe citri, 492 nucleotides. RefSeq lists its product as uncharacterized. The transcript has a single exon. NCBI's taxonomy places the organism in Eukaryota, Fungi, Ascomycota, Sordariomycetes, Diaporthales, Diaporthaceae. The record is from RefSeq and is a predicted model, not a curated record. The coding region runs from base 1 to 492 and encodes 163 amino acids.